UUGUAGGAGACCUAAACUACAGCCAACAUGAAGCUGGGCUCUGUCCUCGCAGCCUGGGCCCUCUACCUUUCCCCUGCUAUGCUCUGGGCAGCCCAGAUGUUACUGGCUGGAUGUCAUGCAGCUGCCAGUUUAGAGACGCUGCAGUGUGAAGGACCUGUCAGCACCAAGGAGAGCAGCUGCCACACGGAUGAUGAGGACUUGGCUAGCCAAAGGGAAGCUGGCUUCCAGGCCAAGGGCUACACUUUCAGUCAACCCUUCCAUCUGAUCGUGUCCUACGACUGGCUGAUCAUCCAAGGCCCAGCCAUGCCAAUAUUUGAAGGGGACUCCUUGGUUCUGCGCUGCCAGGCCUGGCAAGACUGGCCACUGACUCAGGUCACCUUCUACCGAGAUGGCUCGGCCCUGGGUCCCCCUGGACCUAACAGAGAAUUCUCAAUCGCUGUGGUGCAACAGGCAGACAGCGGGCACUACCACUGCAGCGCCAUCUUCAGAAGCCCUGGUCCUGGGAGCCCAGAAACAGCAUCCUCUGUGGCUAUCACAGUCCAAGAACUGUUUCUAGCUCCAGUUCUCAGAGCCACACCCUCAGCUGAGCUCCAAGGGGGAGGUCCAGUGACCCUGAGCUGUCAGACAAAGCUGCCCCUGCAGAGGUCGACUGCCCGCCUCCUCUUCUCCUUCUACAAGGAUGGAAGGACAGUGAGAAGCUGGGGCCUCUCCUCAGAAUUCCAGAUCCCCGCAGCUUCAGAAGAGCACUCUGGGUCAUACUGGUGUGAGGCAGCCACUGAGGACAAUCAAGUUUGGAAACAGAGCCCCCAGCUAGAGAUCAAGGUGCUGGGUCCCGCCAGCUCUGCUGCGUCUCCCACCUUGAAUCCAGCUCCGCAGAAAGCAGCUGCUCCAGGAACUACUUCAACUACGGAGCCGCCUGGGCCGCCGCCUGGGCUGCCCACUCCUUCUCCUGAGGAUCCAGGCUUCUCUUCUCCUCAGGGAGUGCCAGACCCCUACCUGCAUCACCAGAUGGGCAUUCUUCUCAAACACAUGCAGGACGUGAGAGCUCUCCUGGGCCACCUGGUCAUGGAGCUGAGGGAACUGUCUGGCCACCAGAAGCCUGGGACCACAGAGGCUGCUGCCAAACAGAAGUAAACAAUUCACCCACGAUAUUGCUCAACCACCCCAAUAAAUACAAUUCUUUCUAUUAUUUUUUACUUUUCCUGGCCUGCACAUAUGCAUAAGUAGUUUUCCAAGUUGUCCCAGUGUUUUGUUAGAAUAAUGGAGAUAGGUGAGGCAAAUAAGUUGUAUAAAGUGAUAACCGGAAUUGAGCUACAAUUGUGUAUUCUCUUGUACCUUGACAACAUUGAGUCUGCUCUUUCUAGACCAGGAAUUUCCUUCUGUUGUCCAGACCAGAAUCUGGGGAUUUAACGAGAAGCAAUGGAAAUGGAUUUAAUGCAGCAAUCUGAAGUGGGAAUAGUUUUUCCAUCCAGGGGACAUUUGGCAACAUCUGAAGACCUUUUUGUCAUCAUACAGGGGAUGGAACCUGUGUGCUACUGGCAUUUAGUAAGUAGAAGCCAGGGAUGCUGCUAAAUAUCUUAUAAUGCAUGGGACAUUCCCCAUGACAAAAGAUUAUCUGGCCCUAAAUGUCAAUGGUGCUGAGGUUGAGAAACCCUAGCCUAAUGAAACCCUAGGGGUUGGACUCUGGAGGAGCCUUUGCCCCUUCUAAUUAUCGUCUCCUUCCAGCCUUCCUCCCAGCAGCAAGUCUUAUUUGCAUGCUAGUAUUUAGUUGGUGCUAUGGUCUGAAUGUUUGUGUACCCCCCAAAUUCAUAUGAAAUCCUAAUCCCACAGGUAAUGGUAUUAGAAAGUGGGUCACUGGGGUGUGAUUAGAUGAA
This is a messenger RNA of Microcebus murinus (gray mouse lemur), 1874 nucleotides long. It is a transcript of the gene FCRLA, whose product is annotated as Fc receptor like A. Gene Ontology annotation, molecular function: transmembrane signaling receptor activity. Gene Ontology annotation, cellular component: external side of plasma membrane. NCBI's taxonomy places the organism in Eukaryota, Metazoa, Chordata, Mammalia, Primates, Cheirogaleidae. The record is from RefSeq and is a predicted model, not a curated record. Gene Ontology annotation, biological process: cell surface receptor signaling pathway; immune response.